AUGCCAGUCGGAUCCUCUCCAAUUGUGCUGCCCAGCAGAAAAUCGAAAACGCGGGGGCUCAGCAUCGUCAGCGAGCGAACGACUGACUUCGAGAGCAGCCCGUCCCCACGUACCAGUCAGAACGACUCCGGCGACUCAGCGCCCGCUCGCAAGAAACGUCGAAGGACAGCUUUGACACGAAAUGCCUGUACCAAAUGUCGUCUCGCGAAAGCCAAGUGCUCCGGCAAACACCCGUCUUGUGCUCGCUGUGAGGCGAGUAACGUCACCUGCGUCUAUGAUGUCUCCGACGAAGGCGUCACACGAACGCAGAAUCUACAACAGAAGCUUGAGGUGAAGAGUCGAGACUACGAUCGCGUCAUGAGUGUGCUUCAAAGGCUACAGAGUGGCACUGACAACGAGGCCGCCGGUCUGCUAGCUCGGUUGAGGUUGGGCGAAAGUGUCGAGCAGGUUACUGAGGAUAUGGCACCGCGUUCUAUUGAAGGGUCCACAGGUCGCUAUUCCGAGUCGAGCUCACCACAAUAUCAAAGCUCAAUGACCGCAUUCCAAAGCUGGUCUCCUUCACCAGACCUGCAGGCCUAUGCAGGAACCAUGCCCUACUUCUCGCAAGCCACAGGAAGCAGUUUCGACCUUCCACAACUCGCCUCAAGACCAGUCCAACCCAUACACGGUACCGCAGCAGGUCGACACAAGCCAUUCACCUCCCCCGUCUCCACAAGUCCAAUGGACAUGUACGACCCAAGUUCACCACACGGGUACCAUUUCAUCGACCCAAACUACGCCCCGGACGCAUGA
Molecule: messenger RNA, 792 nt
Organism: Recurvomyces mirabilis
Lineage: Eukaryota; Fungi; Ascomycota; Dothideomycetes; Mycosphaerellales; Teratosphaeriaceae
Exons: 3
Coding region: 1-792 (263 amino acids)
Biological process (GO): regulation of DNA-templated transcription
Molecular function (GO): zinc ion binding; DNA-binding transcription factor activity, RNA polymerase II-specific
Source: RefSeq, a predicted model, not a curated record